UAUUACUACCGUUGAAAUCUCCAACGCAAGUUCGUUUUGAACAAUUACAACACGAAGCUGUGCAAAUGUGGAAAGAAAAACAAAAACUAAUUAAGAAAAACUAACAUAUGUGUCUUAUUUUUUAACGUAAACUUAAAACAACUUAAGUAAAAUGGCUUAUACAUUGUUUGUGAUUGAAAUUAUAUCGGCGUUCAUAUUAGCUGCUACACUAUUAUACAGAUAUGGAGACUGCUAUAGAAAUCACAUAUUAGUGACUGUGUCUGUUUUAACAGCAUGGUACUUCUCAUUUGUUAUUAUGUUCAUUUUACCUCUGGAUGUAUCAUCAACUUUUUAUCGGCAAUGCCUAGAUAACUCAACACAUAUAACAACUGCAACACCAGAGAUUGCUAUACCAAGUACAGCAGCACCACCAGAAAAACAUUGCCAAGAACCAUGGAGUUUUGUACCAGAUUCUGUAUUUCCUAACCUGUGGCGAGUAGUUUACUGGACCUCACAAUGUUUGACAUGGCUUAUCAUGCCAAUGAUGCAGUCAUACAGUAAAGCCGGUGACUUCACUGUAAAGGGCAAACUUAAAUCAGCAUUAGUUGACAAUGCUAUAUACUAUGGUUCAUACUUAUUCAUAUGCGGUAUACUGCUCAUAUACAUAGCCUUGAAACCAGGAGUAUAUUUAGAUGGACCAAAGAUUAAAGCUAUUGCAUCAUCAGCCAGUAAUACCUGGGGACUGUUUCUCCUGAUUUUACUUCUUGGCUAUUCCCUCGUUGAAGUACCGAGAAACUUAUGGAAUAAUUCAAAGAAGAAUUAUACUUUAACUUACACUUACUUUAAGAUUGCUAAGUUGAGUACAGAUAAAUGUGAAGCGGAAGAAACUGUUGAGGAAAUUUUAGAGAGCCUAAACUCCAUCACUGCAGCAGUAGGCCCCGGUCACCCCCUCCACCGGCACGUAGAAACAAUAGUGCAGAAGUUACCCAUCCAAUUACGUGACAAGCUUAACUCUCGAGCACCACCUGAAAGACCUUCGCCACCUUCUCUUAAGUCACUCGUUAACUUGCAUAAGAAAACUAUUAAGUCUCUGCACGUUCUGCAACGCACGGAGACGCAGUGGGGCCUGAUGCUGGAGCGCAUAUUCCACCUGGAGGACGUGUCGUCCAACUGCCGCUCGCCCGACCAGCGCUUCCAGCACACUUUCCACACGCCGAGACCCAGGAUACAGCGGCUGCUCUAUCCGCCUAUUUUAGAAUGGUACUGGGAGUGCUUCUUCAGGCAAUAUUUCCUGAAAGCAAUGGCCGUUGUGACAUGCAUCAUGUCGGUGGCUGUCGUGUGGUCCGAGGUCACGUUCUUCAGCAAGAAGCCCGUGCUCUCCAUAUUCGCUAAUAUAGUCAUUACUGCAAAUAAACACUACAAUUAUACUGCUAUUGUGACAAUAUCAACAUUAAUCAUCGGCUACAUGUUCUACUGCGCGUACUCGACGGUGCUGAAGAUUCGCCUGCUGAACCUGUACUACCUCGCCCCCCACCACCAGACCAACGAGUACAGUCUCAUCUUCUCCGGCAUGAUGGUCUGCCGGCUGACGCCCGCUAUGUGUCUCAACUUCCUCAGCUUGGUGCACAUGGACUCGCAUGUUAUCAAAGAGAGGGUCAUGGAGACAUAUUACACUCAGAUAAUGGGUCACAUGGACGUGUUGGGUAUCAUCGCUGAGGGAUUCAACAUAUAUUUCCCGAUGCUGGUGGUUCUGCUGUGCCUCGCCACCUACCUCUCUCUGGGCAGUCGGCUGCUGUCGCUGUGCGGCUUCCAGCAGUUUGUGGGUGACGACGAGCUCACUACCGACCUCGUUGAUGAAGGAAGAGAGAUUGUUAAGCGAGAAAAACGCAAACGCCAACGGGCUGAAGAAUCGAUAGCACGCAGCCGCGAGUACAACGAACGCUUCUCCAACUACAGAUCUGCGAGGGACAACCGAGACGGAGCCCGCACCGGGCUGCUCAACGACGUGGACUCAGACUACUACGUGACGCCGAGCCCCGAGACGCAGCGCGGCGGCUACCAGCGCGCCGAGCCCGACGGCGCCCUCGCCGACCUCGAGCGGCGCCUCGGCGACGGCGCGCUGCCCGCCGUGCGCACCGAGCGCCGCGACAACAUGACCAUGCCGCCCCGCGGCCUGUUCGACGACGUGUAGCGGCCCUGUGGUCUAUGUACAGACGCUAAAUAAGGGACCGGGAGAUCAAAAAAUUACGUAUAAUAACGACCACACAUCUUACUCAUAAAAAUCGUCUCGCUCGUUGCUAGAAUUAAAAUAAUUGUAACCUAGAAAUUCAAAUAACAGACAAAUCUAAUCCUAAGUGUAAAAAAUUACUAUUGAAAGAGGACUAGUAAGUUUCAGCCUCCUCUUGAUAUAAAUUUUUCAUCUCAAUCCUUCUUUCUGGAAACUAAUGGAGGAUAACUUUUAUCGACUUUUUUUUGACAACUGUACGUCACGUGUGUGCAAUGUUACGUUUCGCACGAGCUAACAUUGUUUCCGAUAUACUUUUAAUACUUUAGUAUAUUUAUUAGGAACGGUCCUCAAACAUGUUGUGAAGGUAUAAUUACUCGGAUGAGAAUGUAUUAUUUAUAUAUAUAUUGUACGUAAUUAAUAUAAUUAUAUUGUCACACGUAUUAUUAGAUUGGUUAAGAUGUGUUAUAUUUUCAAAUAUUUUACAGGCCUAAUAUAUGUAUGCAUGAUUUCGCUUUAAAAUAUAAGUUAAAAACGUAAAAAAAAAAAACAAACUUCAAAAUUGACGAUUUUUUUUAAUUUUGAAUCGGGACGUUAUAAAAAUAUUUAUUAUUAUUAUGAGAGUUAUGGACUGAGAUGAACAAAAUUGUAAUAUUUUUAUUUUUAUAUGUCCCUUCAUAACAUCUUGUCUAUAACUUUUGAAAAUAAAUACGUCAUCAUGUAAUAAUUGUUAUUUAGUAAUGGUUAUUUUUACACAUUAUGCAUGUAAACCAAUCUUUACUUGAAACGGGUACAAGAGACUACUGUAUAUUCACACUUCUUCAAAACCACGAAUAAAUAAAACCAUCUGUCGUGAUUAUGGAAACUGUCAAUUGAUACCUUAAUGUUAUCAUAUAAGUUUGUAAAUUAUUUGUAAUUACAAUAAUAAUAGCAAUUUGUAUAUCUGCAGCUGAGAAAUAUUAAAUAUAUAAUUAAACGAAGUAGAUUGUGUAGUACUAGAAUGAGCUAGCUAACAUAUUCUUAUAUAAGAAAUAUUACAAAUCUUUACCGCUAUCGUUUGUCAAUUUGAAUUGAAAACAUUUUGUUUUUUAUUUAAAUCAUCAAAAUACAUUAAUACAUUAAAUUAGUACGUGUAAUAUAAUAAGUAUUCAUCAUUCGUACGUCCGUUAUUUUGUAGAAUAUAAAAGUUUGCUAUGUUUAGUUCAACUUACAAUGUAAAUAUAAUCUUAUAGUAUAUAAAUAAUACUUAUUCAGAACUGCUCGCUUAUAUACAACGCAGAUCCAUGUUGGGCCGAUCAGUUAUUCGGUUUUUCAGAUGAAAAAUUUUCAGUAGCAGCUCGUCUGGAAAUUGCAAGUAUGUAUACUCCCAUCAUCCAUGCCUCGAAAGCACGAUAAGCCAUCGGUCCUACGCCUGAACUCUUUCCUAACGCCUCGGUUUUGCGGUCCUAUCGGACUAUAAGGGCGAGGGAUUAGAAGUGCACCUGUGUCGGCGUACGCACUUGCGCACUAUAUGUUCUGCGUAGCUGGCUAGUCUACCUUGAGAUUAGCCGCUGUGAACAAAAUCGGUCAAGAUGACAUCAUUAUCAAAAACUUAUUAUAAUUUUUAGAAGGUCACAUUUGUAUGUAUGUCUUCACGAACCCUUCACAGACUAGUUGUAAUAUUUAAAGGUAUCACAUAAAAUAUAUUUAUGUUGCGUGCGUGCGUGCUUAUUUUUAAGACUAGUGAUUUUUUUGUACAAAAAUAAUAUUGAUUUAUGUGUUGUUUUUGUUAUUUAAUGAAUAAUUUAAGCUUUAUUUACAUAGGUUACUAAUGUUUGCCAUACGAUUCUCUUGCAAAUAAUUUAAUCUACUAAUAAAUUAUAUCAAAUUAUAUUCAAAGUUAAAAAUGGGUUAAUAUAUUAUGGAUUUAUAUUAUAUUUCUAACAUAAAAUCUUAUUAACGUUUAUUUCAUCAUUUAAUCUUCGUCAUAUAAAAUGAUUUUCAAAGUUAAUAGAGCGUACAGCAUUCCUUUUCAAUAAAUUAAAAAAAAAAAAUGGCAAUCUGAAAAUGUCCUAAUUUCCUCUUAAGUUUUUGGAGCUCAUUCCACCAAACUGUUCAAGUGUGGGUCGAAUCACUGAACAGACAAGAUUAAUUACUACGAACUAGUUUCUGUAAAUUAUAAAACCAGCUUAAGUGCUUAAUACAUACUCGAUUAUCUCUUCAUAAUAAUACCAAAUUGCAGACAUAAUAAAGGUCACUUGGAAUUUUGCUUUAAUUUUUUGAAAUAUUUUUUGCAUGUUUUUUUUCAGUGUUGCAUUUCUUUGUUUUAACAUAAAAUCAGUGAUAAUUAAUGUAUUCUUAUUUUGUAAAAUGCUUGAGACAGUCAGUUUUUAGGCGGAAUUAUAGUAAUUCAUACUUUUAUUGGACAAGUAGCAAACAGGUAGCGCUAAUACUUCUAUUUAUAUGCAUUCAAGUUUAAUUUUGUACUUUGGAGUUAGUUGAUAUUUAAAAUACUUGUGUGCAACGGACACCUUGGAUCAGAAUUAUAUUAAUGAGUAGAAAAAAACCAUUUAACUGAUCAAUUGUAUAAUAGAUAUUUACUCUGAACUAAUGUUGCUGUUUACUAGUUUAAGUUUUUGUACAUACAAUAUAGUCAGAUGUUUACAAGUAAUGUCAAUUUAAUAUUAUAAUGUAUUCUGUUAUUAUAUUAUUAUCGUUUGUUCCAUUCCAUUCAUAAAUGCGAUGCAUUAAAUAUAUGUGAUAAAUUUG
Vanessa atalanta (red admiral) is the source of this 4951-nucleotide messenger RNA. RefSeq names its product LMBR1 domain-containing protein 2 homolog. Lineage: Eukaryota; Metazoa; Arthropoda; Insecta; Lepidoptera; Nymphalidae. The coding region runs from base 152 to 2170 and encodes 672 amino acids. The transcript has 10 exons. Gene Ontology annotation, cellular component: membrane. The record is from RefSeq and is a predicted model, not a curated record.